AUGCUCUCUAAAAUCCUCACUCGCUCUCCCAAGAGCCAACCUUCUGUCGAGGAGGAGGGCUCAACUGUCGGUGGGCAACUGACUCGUUGCCCCACCCCGGCGACAAAGGUGCUCAAAGGGCGGCGCAGAUCCUCUACAAUGGAGUUUCUGGCCCGCCUCUUUACUCCGACCGCCACUUCCACUUCUCCCAGGGCCCAGAAAAGACAUCUGAAAGCCCAAUACCGGAGGGAAAGAAAAGAGCUUCGGGCCAUCACAGCUGCCAAUACGAAACACAACAUAUGUCCCCCGUAUACCGAGCCUGCUGUCCCCGAAAGCCCCCCAACCGGCGGUCGCUAUCCCAGCGACCUGUUUCCGGGGAAGCACCUCAAACACCGAGAAUACUAG
Messenger RNA from Mycena indigotica, 384 nucleotides. RefSeq lists its product as uncharacterized. Lineage: Eukaryota; Fungi; Basidiomycota; Agaricomycetes; Agaricales; Mycenaceae. The coding region runs from base 1 to 384 and encodes 127 amino acids. The record is from RefSeq and is a predicted model, not a curated record. The transcript has a single exon.